AUGGGCGUUCUGGGUUUCCUCCGGUCAAAGGGACAUCCAAGUCCGUGUAUUUGUCAAGUAUUGUAUGUCACAAACGAAACACGAUACCGGUUCUGUACCACUAUCUCCGCCACCCCUCAACUCUUUACAGAUCGAAUUUCCCUCCUUUCCAUCUUUUCUCAACCUCUACCUAGGCAGGACUUUUCCACAGCAAUUGAUUCUUCUCUCAAUUUGUUCAAUUUCCUAGAUCGCUCCAUCUUCGACUCCCGCUGGGAUCCAUCGCAGGGCCCAUCAGGUCGCAAAUUCAAUGGUUAUCAGAUCGGUGCAUUCCCAGAAAUACGCUUGACAGCGCCAUCCCCAGCCCCGACCUCCGGCCAAGUUGAUCCGCUCCGAACAAGCGAUUCUCCCGCAGAGCGCAGCGCCUGUCAAUGUACGUCCCCCCCGGCUCUCUCUCACUGAAUCCGUCCUCCUCUUCCCACUUCAGAGACACCGAACACACUUCGUCUGCGCCUCCGAGCCUCCAUCCUCUCGUUUCUACCCCGUCGCGUGGUUUCUUCGGAAGAAGACGCCACCGGUGAUCCUGAG
Molecule: messenger RNA, 564 nt
Organism: Penicillium hordei
Lineage: Eukaryota; Fungi; Ascomycota; Eurotiomycetes; Eurotiales; Aspergillaceae
Exons: 5
Coding region: 1-438 (145 amino acids)
Source: RefSeq, a predicted model, not a curated record